Messenger RNA from Hippoglossus stenolepis (Pacific halibut), 517 nucleotides. It is a transcript of the gene tmem258, whose product is annotated as transmembrane protein 258. Lineage: Eukaryota; Metazoa; Chordata; Actinopteri; Pleuronectiformes; Pleuronectidae. The transcript is spliced from 4 exons. Gene Ontology annotation, cellular component: membrane-bounded organelle. Gene Ontology annotation, biological process: protein N-linked glycosylation. Bases 126 to 365 code for a protein of 79 amino acids. The record is from RefSeq and is a predicted model, not a curated record.
CCGAGGGUAGCAAAGACCCACGACUCACGUACGCCCGCUACGUCAUGACGAAACCCGGAAGAGCUAAUCAGUACGUGGCCUUCUCAGCUUGAAUCGUCGAGACCGGAGCUCCAUAAUAUCACAGAAUGGAACUCGAGGCCAUGACCAGAUACACCAGCCCGGUGAACCCGGCUGUGUUCCCCCACCUCACUGUGGUUCUGCUGGCCAUCGGCAUGUUCUUCACCGCCUGGUUCUUCGUCUAUGAAGUAACUUCAACAAAAUACACCAGGGACGUCUACAAAGAGCUGCUGAUCUCCCUCGUCGCGUCGCUCUUCAUGGGCUUCGGUGUCUUGUUCUUGUUACUCUGGGUUGGCAUCUAUGUAUGAAGAUUGACUGGCUUUAUAAUAUGACACAUUCCAGUGGAACUACGGGCGUCACAAACACGAGCUGAAUCUGGAUUCAAUUGGACUGCACUGAUGAUAUUUGGGGGUCAUAUGGAGUCUGGUUUUGUUUUCACAAGUAAAGGGGAUUUGUACAA